AUGGCCGCGUAUUCCCCCCUCCCAACAGACGAGAAGUCCCCAGCAGCGUUGUCGUCCAACUCGGAAUCCUCUACUCGACGAAAGAUGAUACCAGCACGGCGGUUGGCAUUCGGCCUUUUGGUCAUGAUGGUUGCAGCCUUUGGCCUGACCACAGCGUCCUUGACUGAAAGACAGCCUAGUAGUGGUGGUGAUCAGGAGAGCAGCAUGGUGCAAUCGGAUUCUGGAUUCUCGAAGAUGCUGAGCUCGGCAUCACCGGAUUGUAUUCACCAGCUGCUUCACACUUACUUCCCGGACACCUUCAAGGAUGGACAUGACGACGACUCCCUUUCCUCAUCACUAGGAGAGCUGGCAAAGCGUCAGAACAGCAGCUCGACCGCAAACUCUGGUGCCGCAACUGUCACCUCUUCGGGUGCUUCUACUACUGCUGCCACUUCGGAUGACACCACUUCCGCCACCGUUGCAGAGGAGAGUACAACAACACCAACUGGAAAGACCACCACCACUACGGCUCAGGGAACCGUACAAGUCGAGACAACUACUGCUCAGGAGACGACUACCGCCAAGGAGACGACAACUGUCGAGACCACAGCUGAUGGAACGACAGUGGAGGUCACCACCACCAACGAGCCGACUACUACAACUACAUCCACGACCACGCCAACUGCUGCUGGGACGACUACACCGACUGGUACGUCUACUCAAAUUACUUCUUCAACCACUUCAAGUCGUUCCAGUACAACGACAUUACUUUCUUCAUCUACCACUUCUUCUUCUAUCGAGACCUCUUCUUCAAGUUCGUCUUCCACUUCUACGUCUUCCUCCACCUCUUCUCAAACUAGCUCUUCAUCGACCUCAACAUCCACUACUUCUACUACUUCUUCCACCACCACUUCCACAACCUCUAGCACCGCGGGCACUACCUUGGUGACUACUCCAUCGUCCAGCAAGACGACUGCCAAGGCCACCACUACUUCGUUCCACACUUCAACCUUCACUUCCACUUCUACCAUGCCAAAUGGUGCGGUCACUACCCUGACCUCUACCUAUGUUGUGGACGCUGCGUCGUCGUCGACUGCGGCAGCUACGACAAGCGAGAGUGCUGGUCAACUGCAAACUGGAUCUUAUGCUCCGAAUAUGCAAAUCCCCAUCCUCGAGGUGGUCAUUGCAGCUGCAAUUGGCUUUGCUGGCUUCCUCGCAUAA
Messenger RNA from Pestalotiopsis fici W106-1, 1200 nucleotides. RefSeq lists its product as uncharacterized. The record is from RefSeq and is a predicted model, not a curated record. Bases 1 to 1200 code for a protein of 399 amino acids. NCBI's taxonomy places the organism in Eukaryota, Fungi, Ascomycota, Sordariomycetes, Amphisphaeriales, Sporocadaceae. The transcript is spliced from 2 exons.